Nematolebias whitei (Rio pearlfish) is the source of this 1429-nucleotide messenger RNA. It is a transcript of the gene arhgap19, whose product is annotated as Rho GTPase activating protein 19. The transcript is spliced from 10 exons. Gene Ontology annotation, biological process: signal transduction; regulation of small GTPase mediated signal transduction. Gene Ontology annotation, cellular component: cytoplasm. NCBI's taxonomy places the organism in Eukaryota, Metazoa, Chordata, Actinopteri, Cyprinodontiformes, Rivulidae. The record is from RefSeq and is a predicted model, not a curated record. Bases 23 to 1429 code for a protein of 468 amino acids. Gene Ontology annotation, molecular function: GTPase activator activity.
GCGGAAGAUUCAAAAAAAGAAGAUGGCGACGAGGAAAGAUCCCCAAAACACUCGCAAAUUGGACAGAUGGGUUAGUAAAUGCAACAUGUUCUUCAGCCAUGAAAUGCCAACUGGAAACCAGUCUGUGGUCUUUAACCCGGACUUCUAUGUGGAGAGAUUAAGACAUGAACAUCCGCAGACCUUCAUAGAUUUGGUGCUUAGCAACAUCACUCGACUGAUAGAUCUGCCAGGGGAUGAGUUUGCCCAGCUGACUGGAGAAUUGGAGCCCAGAGUUCCCUCUUCCACUGGUUUUCUGCGCUCCUUCAACUUCCUCAGACGGAAAGAAAAGGGAGUCAUUUUUGGGGCACCUUUAACUGAAGAAGGAAUAGCACAGAUCUAUCAGCUCAUUGAAUACCUGAGUAAAAAUCUGCAUGUGGAGGGGUUGUUCCGGGUGCCAGGCCACAGCUUAAGACAGGCAGCCCUCAGGGAGAUGCUGAACGCUGGGGCUGACAUAGAUCUAGAGACAGGAGACUUCCACCCCAAUGAUGCAGCCUCGUUGCUUAAAAUGUACCUAGGAGAGCUGCCUGAGCCUCUGCUCACGCACAGACAUUAUCUUGCUCACUUGAAGAUUGGAGAGUUGACUCUCUUUGAUGAAAAUGGGGACAAGACAAGCAACCCAGAUAAGGAACACCAGAUUGAGGCAUUUCAGCUGCUUUUCAUGCUUCUCCCACCAGCCAACCGCAGCAUGUUGAAGUUGCUGCUAGACCUAUUGUACCACACAGCUCGCAAUCAACACGUCAACAAGAUGUCUGCUAUUAACUUGGCAAAAAUGUUUGCUCCGCACAUCAUCUGGCCCAAAAAUGUGAUGGCAAGUGAUCUUCAGGGGAACAUAGAGAAGCUGAAUAAUAACAUAGCAUUCCUCAUCAGGUACUCGCAAAAACUGUUCAAGGCUCCUGUGUAUAUCAAAGAAUAUGCCCAGUUUGUCUACAGAGGAUCAAAAAGUCUUCAGUUAAGUGAUGAUUUAAGCGUCUGUUCUGAGACCAACGAUGGCUCUAUGGCUGCGAUAACUGCUGCCUCUCCGUCUCCCUCAAUAAGAACAACCGCAGGUGAGAUUUGCAGCAGCAUCAAGUCGUCUGAGACUCAGAGUUACACUGAGUCUGCCCUCAGAGAACUGUACCAGCAGGUCAGCAUCAUGCCAGAGUCUGCCAAGAAGAAGAAGCUCAUCAGACAGUUUGAAAAGCAGCCUGAGCAGACUCCUUUGGCACACUCUCAGACACCGUUCAUCAGGAGACACUUGCGCUCACGCUCUUUGGGUGAAGUUAUUAAGGAGAGCAGAGCAGAAAGUGAGAGGAGGACAGACGUGUGCAGACCAGAGCGCACCAACUCCACAAAGACAAGACAGGAGAAGAGUUUGGAAGGAGAGCACAAGAAACCAAAAAGAUUUUUUUAA